Phasianus colchicus (ring-necked pheasant) is the source of this 3837-nucleotide messenger RNA. It is a transcript of the gene RHBG, whose product is annotated as Rh family B glycoprotein. Gene Ontology annotation, molecular function: ammonium channel activity. Lineage: Eukaryota; Metazoa; Chordata; Aves; Galliformes; Phasianidae. The record is from RefSeq and is a predicted model, not a curated record. Gene Ontology annotation, biological process: ammonium homeostasis; ammonium transmembrane transport. Gene Ontology annotation, cellular component: plasma membrane.
UGGGUAGCGUGAGAUCACAGCUUGGCUGCACCAACAAAGCACCCGAGCCACUUCCCCCAAAGUGGCCAUACUUUACUUGUCAGCUCCUUCCUCUUCCUCUUCCUUCUUGGUGCAGGACAAACAACUCCACCACAGCAAAGCAAAGCAAAAGAAAGGCUCUGCUGCGGCUUCCCAACCCCAGAGGGAACCAGCUCUGCCAGCAGCCCCAGGUCGCUUCUUGCCCUCAUUUUCCUGGGCUUUCCUGGGCAGGACUUGACCUCGCAGGCGUGGUUUGCAGGCAGGCUUUGCAGGCAGCUCUCAGCCACUUCGGUGAGCUCUGCAGCAUGGCUGAGCAUGCUGCUGCAAGGCUGCACCUCUCUGGGCUGUGCUUCUUCCUCCAGCUCCUCACCAUCGUCCUCUUCGCCACCUUUGUCCGGUACAGCCCGGAGAGCUCCAACCUCUGCUCCACAGAGCCAAGCUGCAGCCAGAGAGACCCCAGCCCGACUUUGGGGUACCCCCGGUUCCGGGAUGCCCACCUCCGAGCUCUCCUCGGCUUUGGCUUCCUACUGGCCUUCCUCAGCCGUUAUGGAGUGGGCAGUGUGGCUGGCAGCCUUCUCAUCGUGGCCUUCACCAUCCAGUGGGCCAUACUGGCCCAGGGGCUCUUUUAUUUCUCCCAGAACGGCAAGAUUUAUGUGAGCACUCAGAGCAUGGUGAGUGCCGACUUCUGCACCGCAGCCAUCCUCAUCUCCACCGGCGCUGUUCUGGGCAGGGUGAAUCCCAUCCAGAUGCUGCUGAUGGCUCUGCUGGAAGUGCCCCUCUUUGCUUGCAAUGAAUACAUCCUGCGGAACCACCUGGGGGUAAGCGACAGUGGAGGCUCCUUGACCAUUCACACUUUUGGUGCUUAUUUUGGCUUGACGGUUUCACGCGUCUUGCACCAGCUCCACAAGGACAAGAGGAAAGAGCAGCAGGACAUGGGGCACCAGCCUGAUGUCUUUGCUGUGGUUGGAACCAUUUGCCUGUGGAUCUUCUGGCCCAGCUUUGCCUCAGCCACCACAACCCACAGCAGCGCCGAGCCCUGGGCAGUGCUGAACCUCUACUUCUCUCUGUCAGCAAGCACCCUGGCCACCUUUGUCCUCUCGCCUAUCCUGUAUGAGGAGGGCACGCUGCAGGUGGCCCAGCUCCAGGAUGCCACUUUGGCCAGCGCAGCCGUGAUGGGGAUGGCGGGGGAGAUGCUGUCCACCCCCUUCGGGGCUCUCACAGCAGGCUUUCUGGCCAGCCAGCUCUCCCUGCUUGGCUCCAGGUUCCUUUCGCCCAUCCUGCGAUCCAGGCUGAAAACCGAGGACACGUGCGGAGUGCACAACGUCCACGGGCUGCCGGGGAUCCUGGGCACCUUCCUGGGGAUACUGCUGGCAGCGUUGGCCACUGCGGAUGUAUACGGCGACAGGCUGCAGCUCGUCUUCCCGCUGGUGGCCGACGGCAGCCGCACGACCGCUGAGCAGGCGCAGUGGCAGCUAUGCGGGCUGCUGAUCACCCUGCUGCUGGCUGCCUUCGGGGGCGGCAUCACGGGAGUCCUCCUGCGAAUGAAGGUGCUGAGGUCUCCCCCCGAGGGGAACGAGUUGGAGAGCAAAGUGCUGCGGGAGGUGGAUGAGGAUGGAUGUGACCGCGGGGCGAGCAGCGAGGAGCGAGGCACCGUCGCCUGACAGCGUGACCCGUGGGCUGGACACAGGAUGGAUGUGGCCAUGAAUUGAAUGUGAUCCUGAGUCUUCCACAUCGCCUCCCUGACCCAAACUCAUGGAGCAGAACCCAGCCUUGCUGCCAAGCUGUUCCCCUACAUAAGCAUCCUCGACUUUGACCCUUGCAAUCACAAAGCUCCGUUUGCAGGACACUAAUAAUUGCUAGCAGCAUAAUGAGCCUUUCUGGGCGCUGGCACUGGGGGCACAGCAAUUAAAAUCGUUGGCACCCAGCACAUGGGUGGCUGCAGUGCCCACUCCAGGGUGCCUGGGCAGUACAAGCAAACAAUCAGCUCGUUCUUUGCCAGCUCCAACGAAGAAUAAAAUUAAAUCAAGAGGGAAUUGAGGCCUCAGCAGAACUGGGAGUCAAGUUUAUUUACAAACUGAAUGUAAAGUGAAGGGCUGGGAACAAAGGUGUUAUGUAAGGGACAGUCACUAAGGGGCUCUAAUUGCCACUUGCAUUGCAAUACAAAUUUAUCUCACGGCUGAAUCUGCUCACAGGUUCAAGCAUUGCUCCUUUCACCAUGCUGCCUGGCAAAAUAAGCAGCCAUCAUUCUAUGGUCCAAACCCAUGGGGGGCCUUGUGGUGCACCACAGAGCGGGAGGGUGCUGGGGUAGGUGUGUCCACAGGCAGCAGCUGGCAUGGGGAGAUGUGCUGGGGGGAGAUGGGACCUGGAGCAAAAUACCUUUGAGUCCUUGUGGGCAGCAAGGAGCAGCAAACCAUCAUGGGAUGCUUGUGGGAAUAGCAGGGAAUGGUUGUGAAAGGAGAAGCAGGGAGGAUGAAUGAUGCUGCUGCUUAUGGUGAUGCUUUCAAGGGUGCCAAGUGGCUUUGGUCAAAUGCAAGAGACCCAAGGGCAGAGAGCAGUGCAAAGAACUGGGGUCACUGCAGCACCCAGCAGUGCUGCUUUCUGCUCCCUGCUCCUGGCACAUGCAGGGCACAUCCAGGGCAUGAGGACCAUGGAGGGCACUGUCAGAUCCACUCUGGCUGAGCUGCAGGGAUAGCGAGGAAGAGGAGGAGGCAGCAUCACCAGGAGCCGAGAGGUCAAUUUUAUUGACAAACGGGCUCUUGAAUGGAGCGUGGGGAACAAUGCCGGCACUCAGCCCGGGUCAAUCUGGGCUGUGUAAAGAGAGGGGCCGGCAGGAGCAGCCCCAGGGAAGCCCUCCAGGCGAGUGGCCUCUGCCUCUGUGUUUGCAUAACCCCUGACCCCUCCUUUGGGGGCUUAAUUGAAAUCCCAGCUUGGUGACAAAUUGGCAUGACCAGUGGACCGGGGAUGGAAGUGAUGCUGGGAGCCCUCUCUCUGCUCCAGCAGAGUCCAACACAUCCCAGGAGGCACAGACCCCAUGCAGAAUGGCUCACCCUACUCCCAUGCACAAUGGUUUAACAACAACACAUUGCUUUCCCCCAUGUCACUGCCCCAGUGCACUCAGACAACAUCCUCACCCCACAGCCAACACAUGUGGAUCAUUUGGGAUGCGUUCUCCUCGGGCUGGGUUGCUCUGCUGCUUCCCCAGGCUGUUUGCAUCCUGGCUGUGCAGAUGAUUUCCUUGCAGUGCAGGAAAAGAAUGGCCACAGCCCUUUGCUGGUCUUGCAUGCAAGGAAAAGCUGCUUGUCAGAGCUGAACAGCAAGCGUAAAUGGAGCCCCAAAGCAGUUCCUGCAGCCUGGGGGUCAGACAACUGCACUGAGCCAAAUGGGAAUGGAGUCUGCCCAUUUCAGGAGCUCCUGGGAGAGAGGUGAGAAAUGGCAGAUGCACCCUUGUGCUCUCCUGCCCACAGCAAGACACUGAAUAUUUGGCAUUAGAUAGAUCAGCUAAGAUGAAUCUCGGCUGAUCUUUGAAGGGGGAGGGAGUAGUUUGUACCUCACACACAAGUUGGCCUGGUGGGGCUUGAAUCAAUUCCAGGUUAAAUCUGCACGCACAUCACCGUGGCUCCUGCUGGCAGCUUUGCUGAGUCUGGUGGAGUGUCCCAUGCCCAUCCUCAGACCAUCAGCUUCAUUUCUCCAGCACCAGCAGGACUUGCUCCCACUUGUACCCACUGUCUGAACUCUGUCUCAGCAUCUUGCACCAAACUGCCUUAAAAACAGAGUGACUCCACUUUGAGGCGAAACCCUAAAAUAUCCCUAAAAUACGAU